UCACUGGCUUUAUUUGUAUUUUUUUUCCAUGAUAAUACUCCAUAGUAAUCAGUCUGAGCCGUUGAGUUGACGUGGACUGACGUAAGGCGUGCAAUAGUGUGUUAGUUGUAGUGCUCGAGUCGAUAUUGUUAUUUAAUAGUUCAUCAACAAAAUCGACUCUAGCAUCAACUGGUUAAAUUAGCGAGGCGCCAAGAACAGUAUUAAGUAGUAUUAUAAGAAGUGAUACAACGUUUGUGAUUUUAGCAGUAUUAAAUGAAAGUGUAUAAGUUCAAAAUGUGGGAAAGUGCAAGUGGUUUUAGUUAGUGAUAAUGUCAGUGAGGUGACGCUGGGCCCAGCCAUUGCGGCUGAUGUGAAUGAGACUCGAAAACAUUCCUCUAUUAAAAAUCGUGAGCCAGGGCCCGCAGGAUAAAAGCAAGGAUAUUUGCAAAAUGACCAAGGGCCCUCGCAAAGUGAAGCUAGUCAUUGUAGUCAACAAUAAAAAAGACCCGCCAACGUUCAAGACCCUAACGCCGACGUCUCGCACGCAGCUGAAGCAACAGUUGAUGCGAGAGCAUGCGCAGGAGCAGCUUAGAAGAGAAUCAUUACAGGCACAACAAUCAGGGCAAUCCAAAGACAAUGAAGACAAGAAGAAGUCCUCGCCGACGGAGGUGCCUCGGAUCACGCCGCUCGUCGAAUUACCUCCACAAGUUCUACAGGUCCGAACAGUUCUGGAGAAUCCCACCAGGUAUCACGUGAUCCAGAAGCAGAAGAGCCAGGUGCGCCAGUACCUCAGUGAAUCAUUUCAACCGCAGGCGCAGACGAAUGGGCGGGGCGCUCCCGCGCAGUCCGCGCCGGAGCUGGGCAGCCGGACCCCGGGCUCGCCGGACCGCGGCUCCUCCUCCAGCCUGCUCAGCCCCGGGAUCUGCUCCGUGGGCACCAACAACUCGGAGGCGGACGAGUUCCUGGACGACAUCCUGUCGCUGGACGCGGGCGCGGCGCUGUCGUCGGGCGCCAGCUCGCUGGCCGGCGACGGCGCGCUGCCCGACGCCGACAUGCACGCGCUCGCCAAGGACAGGCAGAAGAAGGACAACCACAACAUGAUCGAACGCCGCCGCCGUUUCAACAUCAACGACAGAAUAAAAGAACUGGGCACGUUGUUACCAAAGACAAACGACCCGUUCUACGAGGUCAUACGGGACGUGAGGCCGAACAAAGGGACGAUACUGAAGAGCAGCGUGGACUACAUCAAGUGUCUGCGCGACGAGGUGAACCGGCUGAAACAGGGCGAGCAGAGGCGGAAGCAGAUCGAGCUGCACAAUAGGAAACUGAUGCUGAGGAUACAGGAGCUGGAGCGGCUGGCGCGGCUGCACGGCGUGCCGCUGGGCGGCGCGUCGCCCGCCGACAGCGGCGUGGACACGGCCGGCUCCGACGCGCUGCCCUCGCCCGCGCACGCGCCGGAGCUGACAUUGCCAAAAUUGGAACCCUCGUCUUUUAUGGACUUAGAAAAGGAGGUGGUGAUGCCGAAAUCUGAGCCGGCGCCGCUCAUGGAGCUGACGGAGCAGACUUCAGAUCUCAUGAGAGAUGUUCCCUCCAACGAGUGUCUCAACGCUUUGGACGCACUCGAUGGCCUAAAGCUAGGCUCGUGUUCGCCUCUGAGUCGAGACGAAGGUUUAUCAUUAGGGUGCCUGGAACCCGACCUGUGUCUAGAUCCGGUGCCCGAGCACGACUUAUAUAACCAUAAGGAUGUUAAGAUGCGGCUGUCGCCGGCGGCGGGGCUGCUGGGGCUGGCGCACAUGGCCGACCUCAUGGACGACGACUGCCGCAACCCCGUCACCGCCGGAGAUCCCAUGCUCUGCUCGUCUCCUACGUCUCAGCUGUGUCUCAGCGACGUGGUGGCGGAAGCGGCUGACGGGAGUAUGGCGGGCAUGCUACAUGACGACUCCUACUCGCAUGCUGCUGGCGCGUCGUCCCUUAUGUCGGACGCGGCCAUGGGGCUGGGGCUGGAGGCGCCGUGCCUGCUGCUGGGGCACCACCACCCGCACUCGCCGCACCGCCACCCCCGGCAGCCCUGCUUCGACAUGGACCUCAGUUCCUAGCGAUUUAAACCCGCCAUCGCAGUACUUCGGGGCCCAGGGUCCGCCUUCAGACUUUCCUCUCCACUUUCUCCAGUCCACGGCGUCCUCAGUUAAGUCUAUUGGCUCCUUUAUCUUAAACGUCUAGCCAGGGUUCCUUUAGUCUACCUUGGUCCAGCAGUGGCGGCUUUGAUAAACAGUCUACAAUUGGCGCCCAACGUGUGACAGAGUUAAAUCCUGAUUACUAGAUUUAUUUAUUUACUUUUGAGUACAAUACAAGUUGUAGCUAAACAAAUAUAAAAUUAAAUAACGAAUGGAACAAUUAGACUGUAAUAAUUUAACUGAAAUAUUAGUAGAACUUAAUAUUUCAGUUAAGUUAUCCAAUAAAUAAAUUGAUAUUAAAUUUACUGUUAAACUGUGGUGUUACUUGCUUAAAAAUAGGCAUGUUUCAAUUAAUUAUAAAUUAACUUUUUGAACCAAUUUAUCGCAAAUGUACCAUAUAAGUAAUAGACUGUAAUCUUUAUGAAAGAUUCAAUAUAUAAACUCAUAACUUACCGAGUGACUGACGGACAUCGCACAGCCCAAACUACUGAACGGAGAAAGUUGAAAUUUGAUAUGAAAGUCCCUUAGAGUAGGCACUAAGAGAGGAUUUCUGGAUCUCUCGUUUUACGCGAGCGAAGCCGAGGACGUCUUUUAGUCUGUUACUAAAAAUAAACCCCCCAUUUCGCCACCGAGCAAGUAACACCUAGCGAAAUGAGGCAAAUUGGUGUAGCGCCAUCUAUUGUUAAAUUAUGGAACUAAUAUUUAGUCUGAGCCGUAGUGAAUUAAUAUUUAAAAUAGAUAUUAUAUUGAACUUAUUUAUGUUAUAUCGGAAAAUAUUGUGUGGAUUCAUAAAACGUCAUUAAAUACAGUUUCAAAUAGAGAGUUCUCACUUCUUCAAACAAAACAAAAGAAGUGUGUCAAGUUUCUCUAAAAAAUUUACUUACGUAAUAGUACAGAGUUAUGACAAUAGAUGGCGUUGUACUGUAAUUUUUGACAUCGACAAUUUUUUACCACAAAAAUGUAUGACUUAUCACAAAAUGGUGUUUCAAUUUUAUAGAUCUCUAGAGAUAUUUUUGCAUAAAAGACGUGUGUGUGAGAUACGUACUUCGAAUAAAAUUGAGAUUUUUUUGAUGCUUUUUGAGGCAAGAGGCAAGAAAGGAUGGUAAAAGUCAUCCUUUUGGUACAUUCAAUUGAACUUUUCUCCUUGUGCAAAAUUUAUGUAUUUAAAAAAAGCAAAAAAUCAUUAAGCCUUUCGUGUGAAAUGUCCUAAUUAUUAUCUGAUCCAAUUAUAUUUAAAAAAAAUUAACCUGGAAGUUAUCAUAUUCUAUUUACAAAAGUUACCACACGAAUAUUAAUAAUAUAUUUAUUAUUUAUAUAACGCUUGCGGUAAAAAAAACAUAAAACACGUCUACAUCCCUUACGGAGUGGACAGGGCCAACAGUCUCGAAAAGCCUAAUAGGCCACUUUCAUCUAAACUGCUUAAUUUAAAAAAUAUUUUAUGAAUCGUUUCGCGUAAGACUUAAUUUCUAGUUUCUUGCCUCUAAAAAGUUGAUAUUCUCGCUAUAUGAUUCCGUAUGUUCGUAUGUUUUUUUUUUUUAAUUUAAAUAAUAUCUUAAGUAUACAAGCUGCUACAAAGAUUCUAGUUAUAACGUGUUCAUUAUAAACCUUUAGUAGCACGAUUUGUGAAUUGUCACGUUUUUUUUAAGGCAAAAGAACAUUUAGGCAAAUUUAAGAUUAUAGUUUUAACAGAAACAACGUGUAAGUACAUAUAUACUGGAACCCAGACUCGCUUAUACGAAGUCCAGGAAACAAAACGCACAUUCGUGUUUAUCCCUUACGGAGUAGACAGAGCCAACUGACUCGAAAAGACUGAAAGGCCAAUGUAGUUUUACACUUUUCGAUCCAAUUCAUUUUAUUGCCGAAAAUGCGGUGGGAAAUAGAGACAUUAACAUCUCUAUCUCACUCUAAUUGGUGUAAUUGGAAAAAGACGGAACGAAGAAAGAUUUUUAAAUAAAGAAAUGUUUAAUGACCGUCUUUAAAAAAGGCGUUCUUAGAUUGACCUGUAUACAUAUGUGUUUGUUCGUGAUUACCUCGCAUUUCACUGAAUCAAUUUUGAUGCGGUUUUCAGGAAAGUGUUUGUUCUUAGCUAACCUACUUCAAAAAAGGUAGAGGCUCUUUUUCCCACUAAAGUCAUUUAGCAGUUUGGUUUCCAGAUGGUUUGUUAUGUACUGUAAGAAUAUUGACGAAUCCCAGUUAUAGUGUGAAGCCAAAGAAACGCGCAGACAGACAUUGUAUUUGUGUAUUUUUUUAUAGAAAAAGUACAGUGUAAUAAAUAUAAAAGUGUACCAUGUUAUCGUUGGUAUGUAUCGAGGUCGGUUCACAAGUAAAGUACAGCAGACUCAAUAGAAAAAUGUACCCUCGUAUGUUACGUAUCCAAGUGGUAUACUCUUCUAAGCAGCCCAGUGUACCGUGUAUUUUGUAUUUUAUUAAAUCUUCGAAAUCUUUUACAGAAAUGGUAUUUUAACCCUAAAAUGGAUCUUCCAAUACAUGAUUGACUAAAUUCUAUAGAUUACUUCUUUAAAAAUAGUAAAAAUUGUGAUAUUGUUGUUACCCGCUCAUAAUAAGAUUACUCGACUGCGUUGAAAGUUGUGUUAUGCGUGCAAUUUCGUACGCUUUUGUUGUUAAAUAAAUAUAUUGGUGCUUAUUUUUUUUCUCAGUAUAAAAAUCAAAUAAAAGAUAUAACUUAAAGAUACUUAUAAAUGUUUACUGGUGCUAAAAAGUAAGCAAUAUUAAAUAUUUUACAAAUUUAUUGAAAUAUCAAGUAUUCUUAAACUAUGUAUGUAUUAUGAUAUUAAUUAUAUACAGUACAUGAUAACACCUCAAGAUAUUAAUUAUAUAGAUAUAUAUUAACACUACUUUCUAUUAUAUUAAAAUAAAAUAUAUUUUAUUUUUUAUUCAAAGUAUAUGUCACUUUGGACUUAAUAUUUUAUACAUUAUAUUUGUACAUUAUAUUUUUGUAUUAUAUUUAUACAAAAAGAAACUGGGAUAUUAAAAACGGAAGGACCACAAUGUGUACACUGUAAAUGUGAUAAAGUACCUAUAUUUUUAGAUGAUUGUUAAAGGAAUCGUUAGUUUUUGUAUAUAAUUAUGAAUAAGCAUUCAACGUGCCUUGCUUAUAGAUAGUUUACGCGGAAGUAUUAGGGCGUGUUCACACGUAUCAGUGCAAUUUAAUUAUUUCACAACCUCUUUGGUGUAGUGGUUUGGUAUAUUUGACUGUUGAUAGUUUUGAAAACGUAAUAAUACAUACAUAUAAUCCUGUAUAUAUCCCUUGCGGGGGAGACAGUGCCGACAGUCUUAAAAAGACUAAUAAGCCCCGUUCAGCUGCUUGGCUUAAUAAUAAAAUUGAGAUUCAAAUUGUAACAGGUUGCUAGCCAGUAACCUAAAGGAAGAAUCCCAAGUUUAUAAGCCUAUCCUUUAGUCGCCUUUUACGACAUCCAUGGGAAAGAGAUGGAGUGGUCCUAUUCUUUUUCCUUUAUGUGCCGGGAACCACACGUAAUAAGAGGACUGUUACCGAAUGAUUACCUAUCUCUAUCUGUGGUUAACCAGAGACAUGAAGAGAUGAUAAGAUAAUUGAAGAACAUACAUUUUAAAUUUCAUUACAAUAAACUGAAAUUGAAAGUAAUUAAUUUCACUAUUUACAAUUUAGGAUUAAAAAAACAUGUUACUAAAUUUAGCAACCCCUGUAUUCUUGAUAGAUGUGAACAUACCCUAAUAAAAAUUAUUAUUGUAAAUAAUGUUUGUUAAAUUAACAUUGCUUAAGAGAAAUACCUUGUAAGGUAUUUCGUCUUAGACGGCCUGCAUUGUUAAUUUUUGCAAUGAAUUUAUGUAAUGUUGUCACGUUACAACGUGUUUUAGGUGAAUAUUCAAUGUUAAAUUUGUUCAAAAUUUUAGUAAACAUUAAAAUUUGUCUUGAUCAUCAAAAAAAAAAUAUUUUAAUUUAUGAGAUAAAUUUAUUUCUUUGGCUGUCUAAAAUUGUAAUUAACGCUGAUCCGUUUUAAAGCAACGCUUUGUGUUAAUGUUGUGGUAAUAAAUUGUUAAAGAGAUUAUCACAAAUCUAAAAUUAAUUUAAAAAUACAAGUCUAUCUAAAAAAAAAAUUUGAAGAUUUUUCGACUACCAUACGUCGCAUGUUGAUAAAGCAAUGAAUUUAUGUCGAUUGAUAAUUAUUACAUAGAACAAAUAACAUGUAGUUGUUAAAUCAGUGAGCCUUUUGUUAUUAGAUAAUAAAUCGUUGUUUUGUUUGUAAGCCUGAAUAGAAUGGUGCUGUUCGCUCGAUGUUUCAUGGAAAUCUUUAAAGAUUUUAAGUAUUAAUUAUCAUCGAAUCAUGGUUAUGAAAUAAAUCUUUACAAGAAUAAUAUGAAAAAACAGGCUUAGUCUAUAUUUUUAACUGUUAUAUUUUAAUGUGACCACAUAAUUAUACUUCAGUAUUUUACAAUUAAUAAGUAGAUUUUUAUCAAAAUACAUAGGUUUUUUUAUACAAUUUUGUUUUUCAUGAAUUGUUGCCAGAUUAAAUAAGUUUUAGAUGAAAUGUUUAUAUAACCUUAAUGGCCUUUUACAAAAGUGAUAUUCAGUGCCUUACUUGAACAAUAGAAUAAGUAGUAUAUAUUUUAUCAGAAAAAUGUAAUAACUGUGCUAUUAUUAAUAAGUAAAAUUACUUUUUUCGUGUAAGUUAAUAAACGCGAACCGAUGUAAUAAAGAUUAUAAUAUAUAUAUUUUAAGAAAAUGUUGCAACUUAAAAAUUGUUGCUUUUAUUUAUUUUUAGAGAAUUUUGAAUUUUGUUUGCGAGCGGUACUCAAGCACAAAUUUAUCUGUUACGUACGAGUGUUAUUUAAUAUUGUAUGAGAUUAAAAUGUUGAAGUACAAAAAAGUAAAUAAUUGAAAUGAGAA
Messenger RNA from Amyelois transitella, 7038 nucleotides. It is a transcript of the gene Mitf, whose product is annotated as transcription factor EB. Gene Ontology annotation, molecular function: RNA polymerase II cis-regulatory region sequence-specific DNA binding; protein dimerization activity; DNA-binding transcription factor activity, RNA polymerase II-specific. Gene Ontology annotation, cellular component: nucleus. The transcript is spliced from 16 exons. Lineage: Eukaryota; Metazoa; Arthropoda; Insecta; Lepidoptera; Pyralidae. Gene Ontology annotation, biological process: regulation of transcription by RNA polymerase II. Bases 354 to 2075 code for a protein of 573 amino acids. The record is from RefSeq and is a predicted model, not a curated record.